Cyprinodon variegatus (sheepshead minnow) is the source of this 2697-nucleotide messenger RNA. Its product is annotated as sterol 26-hydroxylase, mitochondrial-like. The transcript has 10 exons. Gene Ontology annotation, cellular component: mitochondrial inner membrane. Gene Ontology annotation, biological process: cellular response to peptide hormone stimulus; glucocorticoid biosynthetic process; cholesterol metabolic process. Gene Ontology annotation, molecular function: heme binding; monooxygenase activity; oxidoreductase activity, acting on paired donors, with incorporation or reduction of molecular oxygen. The coding region runs from base 23 to 1621 and encodes 532 amino acids. Lineage: Eukaryota; Metazoa; Chordata; Actinopteri; Cyprinodontiformes; Cyprinodontidae. The record is from RefSeq and is a predicted model, not a curated record.
GUCGGUGCUGUCAGUCUGAACCAUGGGCUGCCGCUCAGCUCUAGCCUGGCCUCUCCGCCUCCCUGCGCUCUCCACCCGGACACUGAGAGCACUCCGACCCGAGGCCUCCUCCGCAGUCUGGAGCAGGAGGAACCUGAACGUCCCAGCGGCCAGUAGGCAGGAGGGGAAGCUGAAGACAGCCGCUGACCUGCCGGGGCCCAGCUGGUCCACCACUCUGUACUGGCUGUUUGUUAAAGGAUACGCUGACAGGGGCCACUUACUGCAGUGUUUACAGAAGAGACUGUACGGUCCCAUCUGGCGCUCCAGGUUCGGUCCCUUCGACAUGGUCAACGUAGCGUCUCCAGAGCUCAUAGCUCAGGUGAUCCAGCAGGAAGGCCGCUACCCGAUCCGAAUCGAACUGCCUCACUGGAAGGAGUACCGGGACCUGAGGGGACAGGCGUACGGCCUGCAUGUGGAGACAGGGCCAGAGUGGUACCGGAUCCGCAGCGUCCUGAACCCCAAGAUGCUGAAGCUGCAGGAGGUUUCGGCCUACGCCCCCGUCAUCCACCAGGUGGUGGGAGACCUGCUGGGACGGGUGGAGCUUCUUCGCAGUCGCAGUCCAGACCGGGCCACAGUUCGUAAUCUGGCAGCUGAGCUCUACAAGUUUGGCUUUGAAGGUAUUUCUGCUGUCCUGUUUGAGACCAGGCUGGGCUGCCUGCAGGAGGAGAUCCCCGAAGACACACUGCGCUUCAUAGCUGCUGUCAACAACAUGCUGACGCUGUCUGACAUUGUUAUCCUGAUGCCACGCUGGAGCCGCAGCAUCCUCCCCUUCUGGAAGCGCUUCGUCCAGGCCUGGGACGACCUUUACGAUGUAGCUCAGAAACUGGUGGACAGAAGAACGGCUGAACUGAAAGCCCAGAUGUGCAGCGGGGAGCCUGCAGAGGGCAUGUACCUGACAUACCUGCUGUCAUCCGACAAGCUGAGCCGAGCUGAAAUCUACAUCAGUGUGACGGAGCUGAUGCUGGGAGGGGUCGACACGACAUCUAACACCCUGUCCUGGGCGUUGUACCAUCUAGCGAGAGACCGCAGGGUUCAGGAGCGCCUGCACAGAGAAGUAGAGUCUGUCUGUCCUGACGAGCAGCAGCCGACCACGGGCGACCUGAGCAGGAUGCCGUACCUGAAGGCCGUCAUUAAGGAGACGUUACGCCUGUAUCCUGUGGUGCAUGGAAACGGGCGCUUCGUUUCAGAGAAUGAGGUGGUGGUGGACAACUACUGGUUCCCCAAGAAGACCCAGUUCCACCUGUGUCACUAUGCAGCCGCCCACGAUGAAGCCGAGUUUACCAAAGCGGAGGAUUUCAUCCCGGAGCGCUGGCUGAAUGUGGAGCCUCCCAGCAGACACGCCGGCAGAGCCAAUCCGGGCUUCUACCAGCACCACCCCUACAGCUUCAUCCCGUUUGGAGUGGGCGUGCGGGGCUGCGUGGGGAAGAGGCUGGCAGAGAUGGAGAUGCACUUCGCUCUGUCCAGGCUGAUCCAGCGUUAUAAGGUGGAGCCGGAAGACGGAGCGCCGGUCGUGGAGCCCAAAACACGAACUCUGCUCAUCCCUUCAGAACCCAUCAACCUGCGGUUCCUACCCCGAACCUAAAGGUUACCAGGAAGCGACGACAUCUCCUCUAAAAACCCAGAUGCAUAAAGUCUGGGCCAAACGCUCACAUUCUGCUCGCUGCCCUGCAAACGGAGAAGCACAAAUACAGCAAGUUACCAUGAGGUUUUAAUUAACAGGGUUAAAUACCAGUGUUAGAAAUAGGACAGCAUCACCUCUUCAAAGGCGCAUACUGUUUAUGUAAAUCCUGCACAAACUAAAUUCCACUUCAUCUCUAAUGAUGCUUUAGAUUGGCAGACAUUAGCUUACACUCAAACCUUUUUUUAAAGAUGGUGUUAGUGUUGGUGGGCUUUAUUUUUUAGGUCAGCUGACAGGAAAUGGGGUUGAGAGGUGGGGAAGACUGGGUUUGGGACUUUAUGAAGACACGGCAGCGUUCAGGACCAAGGCCUGCCGAAGGAAGAAUGGCUUAUGCAGCAUUCCAUUCCACUCCCUGCAGCUUUUUCCUUACUGUGCCCAACAUCCUGGCCAUUAAGGAGACAGACCGCAAGCUUACAGCACCAUAGAGUUGAUGUUUUUUUUCAAUAUUGUCAAAGCUCCUUUGCCUCAUCCUGGAGUGACAGGAAUUUCUUUUAGUUGUUCACAAUCUUUUGAUCAUUUAUGGACCAGAUCGUGAGGAGCAGUUGCUUGCCUGCCAUGUAUUUUAGCUUCCAGGGUCUCAUAUGUGUCCAUUGUGGAGGAAAUGACCUAAAAGCUCAGUCUGGACUUUGACUAGGCCAGGUAUGGCCCAAGUCUGUUCUAGAGGGCUGCUGUCCUGCAGGUUUUAGAGGUUUUCCUGCUUUAGCAAAGCUGAUUCUGAUGAUUGCAGUCCAGCCAAUGAUAACUGUAUCAAUGAAAACCAGCUGUGCUGGAGCAAAGAAACCUCAUAAAACUGCAGGACAGCGGCCUUCGAGAACCGACUUUGGGCGCGCCUGGCCUAGGCCAUUACAGCACCUAGAGUCUAUUGUCUUUAAUGCAUAAAUCUGCUGCUGCUCGUCUGGUCUGUUCCUGUUUGGCUGUGACUCCAUCCUGGAGAGAAAUAUCAGCUGUGCUGCUGCCAUCAACACCUUUGUUUCUAGAUG